Perca fluviatilis (European perch) is the source of this 3636-nucleotide messenger RNA. RefSeq names its product protein phosphatase 1, regulatory (inhibitor) subunit 14Bb (gene ppp1r14bb). Gene Ontology annotation, molecular function: protein serine/threonine phosphatase inhibitor activity. Gene Ontology annotation, biological process: regulation of phosphorylation; innate immune response. The record is from RefSeq and is a predicted model, not a curated record. The transcript has 4 exons. Lineage: Eukaryota; Metazoa; Chordata; Actinopteri; Perciformes; Percidae. The coding region runs from base 443 to 829 and encodes 128 amino acids. Gene Ontology annotation, cellular component: cytoplasm.
CGCGCACGCACCUCUCGUGGGGACAGAGAGAAAGAGAGAGAGACGUGUGAUUUCUCUUUGUACUACUGAAUGAAGAGUUGAGGCCGGCUCUGCUACUGCUCACCUCUCCUUUUUUAUAUAGAAGCAGUGUUUGCAUGCUGUAAAUAGCCCAAUAAGCCGGUUACACUGUUCGUUUCGCCGUAACCGUCGGCCCGUUUUGUUUUGUAGACGCGGCCAGCUACUGCCAAUGUCCCUUUGAACGAUUUUGGACAACAAAAGCAUCAGGUCCAACGCUGUUUCUUCGGGGAUUCCAACUCUCACGUUUAUCAGCCGGGUUUUUUUUUUUUUCCAGUGCGGAAAAUCAAGCAGCAGCCCGUCCACAGACCGCUUCGCCUCCUUUCCGUCGCCGCUUUCACACUUCCACACCUCCAGGGGAGAUUCUUUUCUCCCAAACCGAGCGACCAUGGCUGCAGUUACAAGCCCGGAGACGAGCCCUCAACCCCGGGUAUAUUUCCAGACUCCGGCCGGGACCACGGAGGAACCGGAGACACCCGUUCGCAAGCAGGGACGCGUAACCGUCAAAUACGACCGUAAGGAGCUGAGGAAGAGACUGAACCUGGAGGAGUGGAUUAUCGACCAGCUAACGGACCUCUACGACUGUGAGGAGGAGGCCAUUCCAGAGCUUGAGAUCGAUGUGGAUGAGCUGCUGGAUAUGCCCAGUGAUGUUGAGCGGGGAGCCAGGGUCAAGGACUUGCUGGUUGACUGUUUUAAACCUACUGAGGACUUUAUCUCAGAGUUGCUUGACAAGAUCCGAGGGAUGCAGAAGCUCUCCACGCCUCAGAAGAAAUGAUGGCGUCCCUCCUCCUCCUCCUCCUCCACACCCACACCCUCCCCCUCAGCCCUCACCUCUCGUCUUCCUCAUGUGCUUUCCAUCUUUUUUUAUAUUUUGAUGUCAGUUUUCUUCCAUUGAGGUUCUUUCACUGAACCUUGUUUGCAUUACACCCUCCGCUCUAAACCCCUUUCUUUUAAUCUAUUCUUUGCCUCGGAUCCAGCCCCAUAAAUCACUUUUAAUUUUCAUUAUUUUGUGACCUUCCCUUGUUGUUUGUUGGACUCCCUUACUAAAAAAAAAACAUCAGCAAGGAAGAAAAAGUAAAGAACGCGUAAUGAUAAGCAGGCGAAAACAACAAGGAGCGAUUCGUUGGUCUUAAUCCAGGCACUCUCCUUCCGCCUCUUUCUCACUCCUGCUCUUCCUUCACCCUUUGUAUGGCUUUACUCUUCCUCAUCCAGCUCUAUAUUCCUCCCACCCUCCCUCAUACCACCCUCCAUAUGUCUGAGGAGGAAGAGAGAAGAGGAGCAGAGACGAGACGAGUCCCAUAAUUACUGAGACUGGAGCGGCUGAGAGUGGGAAGAGGAACAAGAGAAAGAGUCUGCAACAGCAAAGAAAAGAGUGGAAGGGAGAACGACGAAGGGGGAAACAGCCAAUCAGCUUGAAGCAGGGCCUAAUCAUUGCUUAGGUCUCUACCAAUGAGAUUCCUUAUCUUAUUUGUAAGGGGUUUAAACUUUUUUUUUGGGGGGGGGGUGGUGCAGUCUUUUCAGAUAAUUACCCCCCUUAAUCAGAGGCAUUUGCUACAGUGGUGCUUUUUUUUCUCCACUUUGUCAUUUUGGGAAGAAAAUCUGAACCUCUGACCACAAAGAAUAUGUGUGGUAUAUCUUUAGUCCAACAAAGAGGGAAAUUGGAUCCCUGGAAAUAGUGCUUGAACCUUUUAAAAAAAAAAAAAAAAGAGUCACUGGUUGGCUGCGGUGGUCAUACGGUCCAACCAAUUUUAGACUAAAAAUCUUCCUUUGAGGCUUGUGUAGAAGUAGCUCUUAGGUUGGGUGUUCUUGAAUAGAGUUCAAAUUCUUGGGGGUGAAAAAGUACGUUUUUCUUUCCUCAAAUGUGUAGUGCAGUUGUAAGAGAGGCUCUUUAGAAGUCGCUGCUGUCCAGCCUGCACAUACAUACUGUAUGUAUGUCUGUGUGUUGCUAAAUGCUACAUGUUGCUACAUAAUGUACAGCAACAGUCAUAAUAGGAGUGUUAUUUUCUGGCCUGUAUAUUCUGCUGUUCUGUAUGACAAAUUUAGAUUUUUAGUAGAGGACUGGUUCCUGUUUUGUUUUUCUGGAUGCAUUUUGUCACACACACUGACAGUCCGACAGGGGGACCCAGAACAAAGCUGCCUUUUUUUCUCUGUCUCUUUCUCACUCUUCUCCUUGUGUCUUAGGAAUUAUUCAGUCCACCACAUUGUUUUGUGCUUGGCAGACGUCAGUUCAGAACAGUCACACAUACAUGCAACUCUGAAAAUGUCUUCGGAGCUUCAAGUUGGUGUCGGGACUGUUCUCUGCCUGUCAGUAGACCCACUAAUGAUGAGACAUCUGAAUGGGAGGGAUGGAGGCCACUGUUUUACAUUGAAGCUGUCUAAAUGCAUUCACCCUUCAUUUUCGUCUUUCUCUCAAACACACACACGCACACACACACACACCCCAAAUGCUGAGAAAGAAAGGGAGAGAGACAGGUCCAUUAUAGCUGUCACGAGAUGUGUUUCUCCGCUGCAGCUGCCAAUCAUCUCUAAGAAUAAGCCAUCUGUUUCUCAUCCUGAGCCAAUCAGAUCAGAGACGGAAGCCCAUCGGCCAAUUGGAGAAGCAGUAGCAUUUGCUGCGAUUCCUGUGACCAAUUGCUAACACCUGCGGUGACAGCAGACCUCCACUGUCUGUCUCUGUCUCAGCGCCAACACACAUGCAUUCAUACACACACACACUGGCCCAUUUCCCUCUUGCUGCUCUGUUAUUACUCCCUGGCAUCCCCUCUCUCCUCCCACCCAUUUCCAUCCUUUUGCCCACCCUCCCUCUAUCCUUUCUUCACUUUCCUUUCCUUUAAAAAACAGAUGUUGCCUUAGGUAUUAUUUAUGUUACACAAACCAAAAAAAAAACGGGAGACAUUCAUUUUUAAAAAGGUAACGCAAACUGCUAAACCUGUGUGUUACUGAGCAGAACUGCGGCAUGUGGACCUUCUGUCGCUAUUUUUUUGUUUUGAAAAAACAAAAUGAGAUUCUGUUUUGUUUUUUAGAAGUGAGUGUUUAAUACUUAGGCCUUUAUACAGUGAUUUUGUUUAGAUGAAACAAUGUUCUUUACAUUUUUCCAUUUGAAUACUGGUCUGUUUUUAUUGUGAUCAUGACACUUCUUGAUGCCAGGCCUUGGAUUAACAUGUAGUUAAACAAAAAUCCCUUCAGAUACACUUUGGUGCGAUUGCUUUUGCCUUCCUGGUGGGGUUUCCAAAUCAAGCACGGUCUGCAUUUUUGUAGACAUUGGAUUGUACCAGGCAAGCUCAAUCAGAAGGUGAAUUUGAGUGGAUUUUCAUUUCUAAAUCCAGGUUUGGAUUAUAUCUUCUGAGACUGUUAUUGAGAAGUCUGUUUUUUUACUGUUUGGGGAAAAAAAAUGCAAAAAAAAUAUAUACUGAUUAUCAUCGUGAUGCUAAAUACAAGAGCUAAACCAUGCAGAUUGAGGUGUUUUUUGGACAAUGAUUAGAUCAAACCAACAAACAAAUGUAGCAAUAGCAACAACAGGUCUUGUUUUUGCCCAAUUUUGUUACACUUUUAUGCAACUUUAAUAAAAACAUGUAAAAUGGA